GUCAACUUCGAGUUCUUCAUUAGUACUACCCAUCAAUUGAAUUACAAUAUGCAUAUAUAUAUAUAGAGAAAACUUUGUCUUUUCUCUUCUCCUCAGAAAUCCUUAAUUGCACAACUACUGCGUACUAAACCAUGAAUCAAACCACCUCCCUCCCAACGUUGUUGCCUGCAGACCUCCCUUGCUUUCCUAUACUACAAUUCUUGCAACACCCUCAUCCUCAUCAGCAGAUGCAGAUGCUGCAUCAAUGGCCUCCUCUUGAUCACCCUACUUCUCCUCCUGCAAUAUCCUUCCUCCAUUCCUUCUCUCCGGUUCGAGCUCCCGAACAAGACCAUCUCCCACAGCCCCAGAAUCGCAUUUCAGAUGAUGCUUUUUCAUCAAAGCCUCCGGUGACUCUUGAAGGAAUUGCAGCUGUCGUGGGCGAGCACGUUCUCUUCGGAGGCAGCAGGAAAUUAGUGGACGAGAACCUUCGGGCUGAGAAUCCGAGGAAAGAAAUUGAUGGGAAUCACAGGAACGGCGCCGUCGGGGUGAAAAAAAGCUACCGGGGUGUGAGGAAGAGGCCCUGGGGAAGGUGGUCGGCGGAGAUACGCGACCGCAUAGGGCGGUGCCGCCACUGGCUGGGAACAUUCGACACGGCGGAGGAAGCGGCGCGCGCGUACGACGCGGCGGCGAGGCGGCUGAGAGGGUCGAAAGCGAGGACCAACUUUCAGAUACCUUCGGUUCUGCCGGAGCCCUCUUUGAAUAAUUCGUCAUCCUCAUCAUGUGAUCAGACAAGGAAGAGAUCAAGAUCAGGAGGCAGCAACAACGUUAAAGGGAAAGUGGUGGAGAGUAGUGUGGGGAAGAAGUGUUCUGUUGUAACGUGUGCAGCACAUCUGUUUGGCCCAAGUCGGAGCGGUGUGGUGGUGGCGGACAGCAAACGGUCAGGUGGUGUUAGUUUGGAGCUUGGUCUGAAACUUGGUGGCGGGUUUAGUGAGAGUACAAGCAGGGCUUCUUCAAUGGUGGUUUGAUUAUUACUGUAAUAAUUAUAUAUAUAUAUGUGUAGUUUGAUCUUUUAUACAUAGGGUGGGUAGGGGUUUCUUGGUUCUUGGUAUGUAUGUUGUUAAUUCUGGGUGAUUAGGGUUUGUAAUUGUGUUGGGUUUAUGUGUUUGACAUCUGCUGUGAAGGUAAUGAAUGAUGACAACAAGAAGUUUACUAGUCCUCAUCAGAUUCCUGUUUCUCUAUUAAU
This is a messenger RNA of Sesamum indicum (sesame), 1222 nucleotides long. Its product is annotated as Integrase-type DNA-binding superfamily protein. Gene Ontology annotation, biological process: regulation of DNA-templated transcription. The record is from RefSeq and is a predicted model, not a curated record. NCBI's taxonomy places the organism in Eukaryota, Viridiplantae, Streptophyta, Magnoliopsida, Lamiales, Pedaliaceae. Gene Ontology annotation, molecular function: DNA-binding transcription factor activity; DNA binding.